Molecule: messenger RNA, 3046 nt
Organism: Magnolia sinica
Lineage: Eukaryota; Viridiplantae; Streptophyta; Magnoliopsida; Magnoliales; Magnoliaceae
Product: chloride channel protein CLC-c-like
Exons: 8
Coding region: 282-2603 (773 amino acids)
Biological process (GO): chloride transport; transmembrane transport
Cellular component (GO): intracellular membrane-bounded organelle; plant-type vacuole membrane
Molecular function (GO): voltage-gated chloride channel activity
Source: RefSeq, a predicted model, not a curated record
GCUCGUUUGCACUUGCUCUGGUUUUUAUUCUGUUAUUAUCUGCUGAGGGUAUGUAACUGGGUAUUUCUUGUUUUACUUUUCUUUUUCAUUUAUUUCUCCCAGAGAAAGAAGAUGAGCGACGGACGGAAUAUAGAAGCUGGGAGGAAUCUCAACGUUUCCUUAAUCGCAGGUUUAAGGUCUUAAAUUGAGAAAAGUUAAAAGGAAAUUCCACCCGUGUCUAUAUCAGCUCUUGAAGCUGUGUGGCGACGGAAAGAAGAGAAUUGAGAAGGACAUUGAGCGCCAUGGAUCGAGAUACGAAUGACAUCGUGUACGAGGGAUCCGAUGGGAAGGAGAUGGGGAGGAACGGUUCUGGUUUCUCGGACAAGGAGAUAACGAUCAGAGAGCCGCUCCUGCUGAAGAGGAGGAUAAACACGACCUCUCAGAUCGCCAUGGUUGGAGCUAACGUCUGCCCUAUCGAGAGCUUGGACUACGAGAUUGUGGAAAACGAUCUAUUCAAGCAGGACUGGAGAUCAAGGAAGAAGGUUCAGAUAUUUCAAUACAUUUUCCUGAAGUGGACUUUUGCACUCCUUAUAGGAUUGGCCACAGGGCUGGUCGGUUUUUUCAAUAACCUCGCAGUUGAGAACAUUGCCGGAUUCAAAUUGCUGCUGACCAGCGAUCUCAUGCUUCAGCAUAAGUUCUACCAGGCAUUUGUAGCGUAUGCUGGUUGCAAUAUGGCUUUGGCAGCAGCAUCUGCAGCCCUCUGCGCUUACAUUGCUCCUGCAGCUGCAGGUUCUGGUAUACCAGAAGUGAAAGCAUAUCUCAAUGGCGUGGAUGCUUAUUCCAUUUUGGCUCCCAGCACCCUCUUUGUCAAGAUUUUUGGUUCCAUUGGUGGAGUUUCUGCUGGACUUGUUUUGGGUAAGGAGGGGCCUAUGGUACACACAGGAGCAUGCAUAGCUUCAUUACUCGGGCAAGGAGGUUCACGCAAGUAUCACCUGACAUGGACAUGGCUCAGAUAUUUCAAAAAUGACCGGGACCGGCGGGACCUGAUCACUUGUGGGGCUGCUGCUGGAGUUGCUGCAGCUUUCCGGGCCCCAGUGGGUGGGGUUCUCUUUGCCCUUGAAGAAGCGACUUCAUGGUGGAGAAGUGCUCUUCUUUGGAGGACUUUUUUCACUACAGCCAUAGUCGCUGUGGUAUUGAGAGCUCUAAUACAAUAUUGCCGGAGUGGGAAAUGUGGUCUAUUUGGGCAAGGAGGCUUGAUCAUGUUUGACGUUAGCUCGUCCAUAACCACAUAUAGCACUCAAGAUCUGCUAGCAGUCAUAGUCCUUGGAAUCAUAGGCGGCGUUUUUGGAGGCCUUUACAACUAUCUAUUAGACAAAACCCUUCGCACUUACAGCAUCAUUAACGAGAGAGGAGCUCCACUCAAAAUCCUCCUCGCUAUCACCAUCUCCCUCCUUACUUCAUGUUGCUCUUAUGGCCUUCCGUGGCUCGCCAAGUGCACCCCCUGCCCCACGGGCUUGAAGGAGCAAUGCCCUACAAUAGGCCGCUCCGGCAACUUCAAAAACUUCCAGUGCCCUGCAGGCCAUUACAAUGACCUUGCUUCCCUCUUCCUCAACACUAACGAUGAUGGCAUCCGAAACCUUUUCAGCUCUGGCACAGACUCUGAAUUCCACAUUUCCACUCUCUUCAUCUUCUUUGCCGGCGUCUACUGCCUUGGCAUUCUAACAUACGGCAUUGCUGUCCCCUCUGGCCUCUUCAUCCCAGUCAUAAUUGCUGGUGCUUCCUACGGCCGUAUUGUGGGAACCCUCCUCGAGUCCGUCUCCGAUCUUGAUGCGGGCCUCUUUGCGCUCCUCGGAGCAGCCUCCUUCCUUGGUGGCAGCAUGAGGAUGACGGUGUCAGUCUGCAUCAUACUGCUGGAACUCACCAACGACCUCCUGAUGCUCCCACUAGUCAUGCUAGUCCUCCUCAUAUCUAAAACCGUAGCUGACUGCUUCAAUAAGGGUGUCUAUGAUCAAAUUGUGAAAAUGAAGGGGCUGCCUUACCUGGAGGCCCAUGCAGAGCCCUAUAUGAGGCAACUAGUUGCCGGCGAUGUCGUGUCCGGCCCGUUAGUGAGCUUCUCUGGCGUGGAGAAGGUGGAGAAUAUAUUACAUGCAUUGAAGAUGACUGGGCACAACGGGUUUCCUGUGGUCGACGAGCCACCUUUCUCAGCCGCACCAGAGUUAUGUGGGCUUGUGCUGAGAUCUCAUUUGCUGGUGUUGCUCAAGGCGAGGAGUUUCUCAAAGGAGCGAGUGGAGACCGGGCAGGAGAUCCUUCGAAGAUUUGGUGCAUUUGACUUUGCCAAGGCGGGGUUGGGGAAGGGAGUAAAACUGGAGGACUUGGAGAUAGAUGUGGAGGAGAUGGAUAUGUAUGUGGAUCUACAUCCUAUCACUAAUUCAUCUCCAUACACAGUGGUUGAGACCAUGUCUCUGGCCAAGGCUAAACUGCUCUUUCGAGAACUCGGGCUCAGACAUUUGUGCGUGGUGCCUAAGACUCCAGGGAGGUCUCCAAUCGUCGGGAUUUUGACACGCCACGACUUCAUGCCAGAGCACAUCCAAGAUCUCUACCCUCAUUUCAAAUCCCCCAAGUAGAGCAAGCUAGCGACUUGGAUGCAGGUUUGAUGUGCUCUACUUUUUAUUAUCAUUACCAUUUCUCCAUCUUUCUUCUGGUUUCAGAAAUCAAUGAAGGGUUGGUUAGCCUAUAUGUGGUCAGGGUUAAGGAGGCUUGAAAUGCCAUCCAUAUUGUGCAUCGGGAACUAGUGAAAGUUUAGUGAGUGUUUCAACAUCAGGGUUGUUGCAUUUAUACAUAAGUGGUGGGAGAAAAGUGAUAUUAUCUUGUUAUGAGCUUUAGACAAAUAUUAUAACAGGAACGAUUAACCAUCUUGUCUUGGUUAAGCAAUUUUGUUUGAUUUACUUUAAUCUUUUUUAUUUCCUUAGCCUGAUAGAAGCUAUGAAUUUCACGAUUGUUGUUCAAAACGUGGCUGCGUAUUUUUGGUUUAUAUGGGAUCUAUGAUCACAACCUUAUUAUGGUUGAA